Scylla paramamosain (green mud crab) is the source of this 3365-nucleotide messenger RNA. RefSeq names its product vacuolar protein sorting-associated protein 26B-like (gene Vps26). Gene Ontology annotation, cellular component: retromer complex; endosome. Lineage: Eukaryota; Metazoa; Arthropoda; Malacostraca; Decapoda; Portunidae. Bases 16 to 1593 code for a protein of 525 amino acids. Gene Ontology annotation, biological process: retrograde transport, endosome to Golgi; intracellular protein transport. The transcript has 9 exons. The record is from RefSeq and is a predicted model, not a curated record.
UUUACUCAGAGCUGCAUGUGGAUGGCUGGGGUUGAACAUUUAGCCAGGUGCUGGGCGGGUUCUAGCGGGGGUGGAGAGUGUGGCGCCGCCUCCCCUCAGGGUCAGCCUCCCAGUAAACAUUGGUUUCCUGCCCGGGGGAGGACUUGGUGCCGAGGCUGCAGAGGAGUGUUGACCUUGCAUUUACUGCACUCUUUAUAUUCCAGCUUGUCAGUCACAUCAAUGAAUAGUUUUUUUGGGUUCGGCCAAAGUGCCGACAUAGAAAUCCAGCUCGAUGGAGCUGAAACACGAAAAAUGGCGGAAAUGAAGACAGAGGAUGGAAAGAAGGAGCGUUACUUUCUAUACUAUGAUGGAGAGAGUGUAUCAGGAAAGGUGAAUAUAUCUCUAAAGAAGCCUGGAAGCCGUUUGGAGCAUCAGGGUGUAAAGAUUGAGUUUGUGGGUCAAAUUGAAUUGUAUUAUGACAGAGGAAACCACCACGAAUUCACCUCCCUGGUCAAGGAACUGGCCCGACCAGGGGAACUCACUCACAAUACCUCCUUUGAGUUUGAGUUCAAUCAAGUGGAAAAGCCAUAUGAAUCUUACUCAGGAACAAAUGUGAGACUUAGGUACUUCCUCAGAGUGACCAUUGUGAGAAGACUAUCUGACAUCACACGAGAAAUGGACUUGCUAGUGCACACACUCUCCUCCUAUCCUGAAAUGAACAACUCUAUCAAAAUGGAAGUUGGCAUUGAGGAUUGCCUACAUAUUGAAUUUGAAUACAACAAAUCAAAGUACCACUUGAAGGAUGUCAUUGUUGGUAAAAUCUACUUCCUUCUGGUGCGCAUCAAGAUCAAACACAUGGAAAUUGCUAUUAUCAAGAGAGAAACUACUGGGUCUGGACCCAACACCUUUAAUGAAAAUGAAACUAUUGCCAAGUAUGAAAUCAUGGAUGGAGCUCCAGUACGAGGAGAGAGUAUCCCCAUCAGGGUGUUCCUGGCCGGCUAUGACCUCACACCCACCAUGCGAGACAUCAACAAAAAGUUUUCUGUACGAUACCACCUCAACUUGGUGCUGGUGGAUGAGGAGGAACGCCGCUAUUUUAAGCAGCAGGAAAUCACACUGUGGCGCAAGGGUGAAAGGUUGAGGCGUCCUCUUCAACAGCAGCUAAUGGCUCAACAGACCAUAUCACAGAAAAACCAGCAGAGCUCAUUUCCACAGUCACAUCCACAAGGCCAGCCACCUGAGUUUGCCCCUGCAAUGCAAUCUACUGGUGCUGAGCCUCCGUCCCCACAACAGUCUCAGUCUCCCAUGCAUGAGGAGGCUCCAGAGCAGCUUCCUCCAGCCAAACCAUCACCACAGGCACACACAAGACAUCAACACACCACUGCCACUCCUCAACCCAAACCUCAACUUGAGCCUCCAGAUGAAGAUAUGUCAACUCCCAAGCUGCCCUCGCCACCCACAGAACCCCCCACCAGUAUUGACUCUCCUGAGGAAGAGUUUCUGGAGGCUCAAGCAGGCUCACCCUCAGAUGAAGAGGAACCAGGGGAAGAGGAACAAGAAAGAGUCAAACCUUCUCCAGGAGUAUCACAAGAGCCUGUUCCUGUCGCUCAGUAGUAGUCAAUCAAUUUCUGCCAGGUAGAGCUUAGUAUGGGAAGGGUGGGGUAGCCUAAGACAGUGACAGGGUUUAGACUGGCCUGUUUUAGUUAUGGCCUUAUCAAUAUGGGUUUAUUUUGCACUCAGACUUUGCUUUAAACCAGCCAUAACUAAGACAGGUGUCCUCCCCAUUGUACAGUGGUAAAGGGAUAAUAUUCUAACCCUCCAGUAACAUAUUGUAGUCUUGGAAGGACGUAAUGAAUCCUAUAAAUCUUUUAAUGGAGAAUCUAAGCAAAUUACAUAUUGUACAUAGAAAUGAAGAUUUACCAUACACAUUUAAUAGACUUCUAUUAGUUCUUAAUUUCUGUCAAUUAAUAAGAAUAAUUUGUCUUUUUCCUUCCUUUCUUCUCUACUCAGCCUCUGAGCUAUCUCUUCCCUAUGGGCAACUUAUAUUUUGUUCCCAGCAAGUUUGCUUGCUUUAAUGAUCUAAGGCAAUUCAGUUUAGGUUUUAGAGAAAGAUAUUUAGAUCCUAUGUCAUUAUUUGCUCUAGAUUGCUCAAUUUAUAUGAGCUUACUACAACUUUCAGUUGCAUAGUUAGUCUGAUUUCCAAAUUUUUAUGCAGUUUGUUCCUGAAAAUUAUGGUGAACUCCAGAUUUUUUAUUACAUAGAUUUUGUCAUGUGCUACUUGAGAUUACUUGAAUGUCUAGACUUUCAUUAUAUUUCCAGAAAAAAGACAUAAUAUGAAAAAAGCCACAGAUUAUUUUGGCUGUACCCAACUCAUUUAAUCCUUUUUCAGUCAUAACCUAAACAUCUUUGAUCUGUUAUGCAAGAUGAUUAUUAACUGUCUCUUCAUUGUCAUAAUUUUGAAAGAUCUGAUGAUAUGUUUAGGUAUUUGGAAAUAUUAAUACAGUUGCCUUAAAAGUUGUGUUACAGUGUUAUAAAAGUAGCAUAUAUUUUUGGUGCAGUGCAGGGGUCAGUCACUUAGUUUAUAACUGGGUGUGAUUGCUGUGAAUGUUGAAUAUUUGGUAAGUAUUUUCACCACUCAGAUGGUACCACAUGACUGUGGUAAAAUAUCUAUGCCCUUAAAUGUGAUUGUGAGUGACAAGAAUUUCAUUAUCUUUAUCAUGCUCAGACUUUAUAACUUUUCUGUAUAAAUUAUUUUGUACAUUUUCACAUUAAAUCUGAGGCUACAGAAGUUUGGCCAGGUAGAACAAUAUUGAUCAGAGAGGAAAGAUUGGGUAAAGGCAUGUGUGUUGUACUAAUAAUUAUCUCAUCAGGAAAAUGUCAGCUGAUUACUUAUAGAAAUUGACAAAAUCAUAAGCCAGUAAUUAUUAAAAGAUGUCUUAAUUCUUUAAUAUAGUUCUUUUCACUAUCACACAAAAAUAUUACAUCUUACUCCAUUAAUAUGAAUACAUGUCUCCUCUUCUAGGCUUUUGAAUGAAAAGAAAAUAUCUUUUGUAGUCAUUCCAUUUGUUUUGUUCAUUUUCUUGUGGCUGCUACUUUUUGAAUGAAUGUUCUGUAACUCCCAUGAACUAUAUUCAAUGCAUUUUUCUUUGUCAGUGGUAAUCCUCCAAUACAUGAGAGUACACUGCCAUAUAGAUUUUUUAUUUAAGUGUGAUUUGAUUAUUAUUUAUAGAGCAAUAAAAGACUGUUUAAGCAGAAAGAGAUUUGUGAAUGAUUUUAAUGUGCAUCAUCACCCUCCCUUUUUCAUGCACUGAAUGAGAUGGGAAAGAGAUUAAGAGCCAGGUUGCAAAAAAAAUAAAAAUAAAAAAUAACUCAUUAAAUGCACCAAA